UCUUAGAGUGAGAGCGAGGGAGGCUAGAGAGAGAAAGUAUAGGGGUUUCGGAAACCCGGAUGAAUCUUUCUUCUGGGGUUUUUGGGGAGAGCGAUUCUGGUGCGUGAGUGAUAUUGUUUCCGCGCGAUUCUUUUGGAUUAAUUUUUGGGGCCGUCUUUGAUUUUUGACUGGGAAAAAAAAUUCUGUUUUUCGGGUUUUCUGGGAGAUGUACAUAGCUUCCAUGCGAAAGUCUUUCAAGGACUCCUUGAAAGUGCUUGAAGCUGAUAUCCAGCAUGCCAAUACCCUGGCAUCAGAUUUUCCGAGGGAGUAUGAUGGUGCAUGCCUUCAGAUGAGAAUGUCAUAUAGUCCAGCUGCACACCUGUUUCUUUUUUUAGUGCAAUGGACGGACUGUAAUCUUGCAGGAGCCCUAGGGCUGCUAAGAAUCCUAAUUUACAAGGUUUACGUGGAUGGGACAACCACCAUGUCUACGCAUGAAAGAAAAGCAAGUAUUAGAGAAUUCUAUGCGGUCAUAUAUCCAUCUUUAUUGCAACUUCAGAAAGGGGUCACUGAUACAGAGGAUAAAAAACAAAAGGCUGUAUGCAUGGAGCGGUAUCGAAAGAGAGAUGGUGAGGAACACAGGCCGUCUUCAGAUGUUGACAUUGAAAGAGAUGAAGAAUGCGGUAUAUGCAUGGAGAUGAAUAGUAAGAUCGUGCUGCCCAACUGCAACCAUGCAAUGUGCUUGAAAUGCUACCGUGAAUGGAGAACAAGGUCACAGUCAUGCCCCUUCUGCAGGGACAGCCUCAAGAGGGUGAACUCGUGCGAUCUCUGGGUAUUCACUGAUAGUAGAGACGUAAUAGACAUGGCGACGGUGACGAGGGAGAAUCUUAGAAGGCUUUUCCUGUACAUAGACAAGUUGCCUCUGAUUGUUCCAGACUCCCUUUUUGACCCCUAUGACUCUCACCUCAGAUAAACUGAUUGCAGCCAACACAUGGAUCUUACCGGCUCUCACCUUGGAUGAGUAGUUCCCUCUGAAACUAGCUGCAAGAAAGUCUGAAGUUUAUCCGGCUCCUGCUAAAUUUAGUCAUAUAAUAUAUAAUAUAUAGAGUUGCAGUACUACUUGCUUCCCGCUUCUACCGUGAGAAGUACCCGGCCCGAUUUGUUGUUGUGGGUUGGUGGUGAAGUCUGAGAAUGGUAAAAUUGUAUGUAGCUCAUUUGUAUAUCCCUCUGUACAGACUGGAUGAAUCACUUGUUCAUUUGAGAUUUGGCACAUUCCCUGUUAUCCUCACUAAAAUUUAAUUGUGGAUAUCUUGGCAGACACAUUCUUUCCUGACAUAUCUCACACUUGAAUGUGUUCACCAGAAUAUAUAUAGUUCAAUUCCUUUGGUGUUAAGGCUGGUUUA
Neltuma alba is the source of this 1379-nucleotide messenger RNA. RefSeq names its product E3 ubiquitin-protein ligase AIRP2-like. The record is from RefSeq and is a predicted model, not a curated record. Bases 206 to 949 code for a protein of 247 amino acids. Gene Ontology annotation, biological process: protein ubiquitination. NCBI's taxonomy places the organism in Eukaryota, Viridiplantae, Streptophyta, Magnoliopsida, Fabales, Fabaceae. Gene Ontology annotation, molecular function: ubiquitin protein ligase activity. The transcript is spliced from 5 exons.